UAUUCUCGACUGAGAUUCAUCCCCCUCUUGGCCUGAUGGACUUUGCCCUUGACCGACAGGCCCAUGCUACGGGAGAAAACGUACAAGGAGAUUCCCUAGUAAACUCCAUGUCGACUCUACCUGUCACUCAGCCGACUGUCAUUUCUGAUGAAGAAGAGUUCGAGGACAUGGAUUCGGAAGCUGGAGACACCACCGAUGACGAGAUAUUAACCUCUGGAAUGCCCGGUUUACCACCAACUACCGUUGCACCCGAUGCGACGCUAACUCCUGCAAGAGUUUUAGCCACACUCCAUCCAUUCCCGCCGGUCUUCCCGUCACCAUCCCCUUCCAAUAUACUUGCAGUAGGAAAGACGACUUACCCAUGGGACUGUCCUCGACUUGGCUUUUUCAGAGGAGCAAACUUUGGAUCCAAGCGAACAAUCAUCGGCGAUGCUGACGGGAAACUUCCUUCGCCCUUCAGCAACCUUACUCCAGCCGCCCCA
Molecule: messenger RNA, 482 nt
Organism: Acaulospora colombiana
Lineage: Eukaryota; Fungi; Glomeromycota; Glomeromycetes; Diversisporales; Acaulosporaceae
Source: the annotation of a GenBank genome assembly